UUUUAAAGAAGUUUUUUCAAGUUUAAGUUUUAGAAAAUACGAGCAAACAGUAAGAAUCUGUUAGAGGAAACAUAUAGAUACACAGACAGACAGACAGACAGACAGACAGACGGACAGACGGACAGACAGACGGACAAACAGACGUACGAUCAUACAAAAAGACAAACAUAAAGACAUCUGAGUGUCAAACAAAUAAACAGAUGUACGUACGGACGGACAUACAGAAAGACAGACGGACAGAACAUAUGUUUAUGAAUUUAUGAUGUUCUGCCGUAAUUUGGACUUUAAAGUAAAAAUUGUUCAUACUGCUUUUUAAAACAAAGUACCAUUAGUAUAUACAUAGUUUGACCAUCAGAUUUCAUAUCUCACAAUUGAAUCAUAAACUAAUUUGUAUAUUAUGAGAUAAAGUACUUAUUAAGUUAUUAUAUGCAUUCUUGAAGUCUUAUCAUUAGAGCCAAAAUAAUAUGUUUAGUUAACAAAAAACUUUCCUGUUAAAUACUACUAAAUGUUUCGGUAUUAAAAUGAAAAAAAGUUUAAUUUUCAAAACAUUUCUCACUUACGCAACCUUAAUAUGCUUGAUUUCUCCUACAAAUGGAGCAAAAAUUUUGUCUAUAUUUGGUCUACCAGGACCCUCCCAGUACAUAAUGGCUUCUGCUUUAUUAAAGGGUUUAGCCGAAAGAGGCCAUGAGGUUACCUCCAUAUCGACAUUUCCACAAAAAACUCCAGUUAAAAAUUUUCGAGAUAUAGCGGUAAUGGAAAAUUCUAAACUAUUUGAGACCUUAAUGACAGAAGCUGUGGAGGAAACUAAUGAAAAAGGUUUCUUUAGAGAAAUGCGUGAAUUUGGCGAGACAGGCUAUAAAAUGGUCAGCAAUGUCUUGGAACAUCCAAAAGUUAAACAUAUUAUGAAAACUGAAAAAUUUGAUUUGAUCAUAGUCGAGACCAUACUAAGUGAAGCUCUCUAUGGUUUGGGUGAAUAUUUUCAGGCUCCUAUGGUGGGUGUUUCCACCUUUGGUACUAUCAAUUUUGUGGACUAUUUAGUGGGCAAUGUCUCGCCCAUGUCGUAUAUACCACAUAUUUCUUUACCCUAUGAAAAUCGCAUGAGUCUCAAGGAAAGAAUCCGUAAUGUGGUAACGCAUAUCGUAGAUGAUUUGCAUUACAAUUAUAUAAUGCUACCACCCCAAGAGAAACUUUAUAAGAAAUAUUUUCCCUCAGCCAAACUAACAUUGGAUGAGGCCCAAAGAAAUUUUUCUUUAGUGCUGAUAAAUCAACAUUUUACUUUGAGUUAUCCCCGACCAUAUGUAUCCAAUAUGAUUGAGGUAGGAGGUUUGCAUAUAAAACAACAGCCAGAUCCUUUACCUCAAGACCUGCAAGAAUUUCUAGAUAAUGCUCAAGAGGGAGCCAUAUAUUUCUCCAUGGGUUCUAAUUUGAAAAGUAAAGAUAUACCAGCUGAAACUUUAAAAGUAUUUUUGGACACAUUUAGAGAAUUAAAAGUAAAAGUUUUAUGGAAAUUUGAAGCUGAAUCAUUAGCCCAGAAACCGGACAAUGUUUUCAUUAAAGCUUGGUAUCCUCAGCCCUCGGUAUUGGCUCAUCCUAAUGUUAAACUCUUCAUUUCCCAUGGUGGUUUCUUGAGUACAACUGAAACUAUAUUUCAUGGUAAACCCAUAUUGGGUAUACCCGUUUUUGGGGAUCAACCCAUGAAUGUUAAAAAUGCUGUUAAGGCAGGUUAUGCUUUAUCCUUGAAAUUAGAUGAAAUCACUAAAGAAUCUUUUAAAUCGACUAUAAUGGAACUUUUAACAAACGAACGUUAUACCAAGAGAGUACAACAGUUGUCUAGACAAUAUCGAGAUCAACCGCUGACACCUUUAGAAACAGCUAUAUAUUGGAUUGAAUAUGUUUUGAGACAUGAAGGUGCCGUACAUAUGCGUAAUGCUGGUCAGGAUUUGAACUAUUGGCAACGUAAUAGUAUCGAUGUAUUUGUGAUUUUGUGUGGCGGUUUAGUGAUUGUUAUUAUAACUUUAGUAAUUGUAUUAAGAUUGCUAAUAAAACUAUUGUGUGGUAUUAAUAAGUUUAGGAAUGCUAUACAGAAAUCUAAAUUAAAUUAAUUUUGUGUUAAUAAAGCAAUAAAUAACACUUUUGUAUUAGAGUUCUUACUUUUUAUUAUUUUCCUUGAC
This is a messenger RNA of Lucilia sericata (common green bottle fly), 2171 nucleotides long. Its product is annotated as UDP-glucosyltransferase 2-like. The coding region runs from base 522 to 2102 and encodes 526 amino acids. The transcript has 2 exons. Lineage: Eukaryota; Metazoa; Arthropoda; Insecta; Diptera; Calliphoridae. The record is from RefSeq and is a predicted model, not a curated record. Gene Ontology annotation, molecular function: UDP-glycosyltransferase activity.